AUGGCUCACAGACGGUCGCAGUCGACGCCAACGCGUGUAAAUGACCUUGGCUCAGAGUCAUCGUCAAAACGGUCUUCACGAACAGCAUCACGGCUCAUGACUUCUGUAAGACGUUCAUUCACUCCCACGAACAAGCAACACCAGAAUAUAUCAAUACUCGCAAUGCGUUCAACUCCUGAAGAAACCCAACCACUGCCUCUUCCUCAAUUUAGAGAUCCAUUAUACAUCUCCUCACCACCCACAAUUGAGCAGAUUGCCAUGGGUCUGCAUAUUUCACGAACACCACAUCUCAGGCCACCCCGUAAUUCUCAAUCAAUGCCACCCAACAUUCGCCGCUCAUCUUCUAUUCCAAUCCCACCACCCCCUACGCGCUCUUCUCUCAAACAACCUGCCACCACGCUGACUUCUUCCAUUUCCACCCCCCCUUUCUCCUCCGCCUCUGCAUCAUCUACGACCAUCACUUCCAUCAACCCACCAACACCUCAGUCGGGCUCGGGGCGCUCGUCUCCGUUCUCCUUUCCAAAAUUCCGUAUGUCACGGUUCUUGCCUGGCACGCGAGCUAGCUCCGCCCCCUCUUCUCCUGAUACGUCGAGGAGAAAUAGUUUGGCGGACCUACCGCAGAAAAAGGCUGUACGUUUCUCCCAGGUCGGCGGGGACGAUGACGAUCAGAGUGAUGAUGACUGA
Molecule: messenger RNA, 684 nt
Organism: Laccaria bicolor S238N-H82
Lineage: Eukaryota; Fungi; Basidiomycota; Agaricomycetes; Agaricales; Hydnangiaceae
Exons: 2
Coding region: 1-684 (227 amino acids)
Source: RefSeq, a predicted model, not a curated record